AUGCUGCGGGAGCUGCGCCGCGGAGCUCUGCUCGCCUGCUUCUCCCUGGGGACGCUGCUGGCCCUCGCCGAUGCCAAAGGUACCUUCUACCCCCCCGCCGCCCCCCUGCCCUACGGCGGCAGGUACAACCUCUACACGACCGGCUCCAGCCCGCAGCUAGGCAAACCCGUGGGCAAGCACAAGAGCUAUUGUGCCUAUGUGGUGCAGCGCAAUGUCACCUGUGUGCUGCAGGAUGGCGCCGAGAGCUACGUCAAAGCUGAGUACCACAAGUGCAGCUGGGGCCCCAAGUGCCCGGGGAAAGUGCUGUACCGCACCUUCUUCAGACCCAGGUACAAGAUUGGCUACAAGACAGUGACUGAGCUGGCCUGGAGAUGCUGCCCAGGCUUCAUGGGAGAAGGCUGCCACGACAGCCCCACCGAUCAGCCUGUCCUGGUGCCCCAGCACCCUGGUCCCAAAAUGCCCCCUGGGCCGAAGAUGUUCCCACUCCCCAGAGUGCCUCCCCAUCCGAAAAGCCACCCUGACCUGUUUGCAGGACCAAAGAAGAAUCAAUAUGGCAGGAAGCUGCCUGGUCUGGUUGGGGACCGCCUGGAGCGGCUGGAAGAGGAGGUGCGGCGCCUGGCCCAGGCCUACGACAGCCUGCACGUGCUGGUGAGUGGGCUGGGGGACCGCCUGCGCCUGGCCAUCCAGGAGGACACCACCAAGAUGAUCGGCUCACUGAUGAACAGCCCCGGCACGCCUGACUCCUCCGUGGGCUUUGGCAUCAUUCCUGAUGGCCUGGUGGAUGUGGCAGACAAGGCUGAUGUCGCUUCGUAUCCACCUGUUGGGGAGAUCCUGACCAAAGUGGCGGAGGUGAGCGAUGUGCUGAAAUCCAAGGCGGAUCUGCUCCAUGAGGUUCGUGGCAUGGUGCUGGAGCACGAUGGGCAGCUCAAGCACCUGCUGGAGGCGGCCCAGCCAUCACCCCUCACCUCCAUGGAGCUGCUGGAGGAGUACGUGGCUGCACGGCUGGGCAGCCUGCGUGGAGAGCUGCUCGACGGCUUUGAGAAGCAGCUGGGCAAGAUCCAGACCGCCUGUGACUUCCGCAUCCAGGAGGUGCAGCAGCAGUGCGAGCAGGAGAAAGCUGCCAACCUGCGGCUGCAGCAGACUCUGGAUGGAAAGGAGCUGGAGAUCAAGAAAGAGAUUUCCCAGCUGGAGACCCAGAUCCAAGGGCUAACAGUGGUGGAGAGCUGCUGCAGCAGCCUGGACUACCUCACUGACCGCAUGAACAUCCUGGAGAAGGGCCUGCACAGCAUCUCUGAGUCGCAGAAGAACUUGCACUCACGGAUGGAUGGAGAGAUCUCCACCAUCACCCUGGGGAACCUCUUUGAAGGGCGCUUUGAGGACCUAGAGGCCAGGCUGAACGCUACCGAGAGAGAAACGGGGAGCUGCUGCUCCAGCAUGGAGGAUAGCAUGAGAGGCACAGUGGUGGCGGAAGUGGAUGGCAUGAGAACGGCCUUCGAAGAUAAAAUGCAGACCCUGGAGGACAGGUUCGUGAGCAUCGUUGGGGAGCUGAACAAUGUCAGUGCUCCCAUGGGCAUGGAUGGGGUGGUGGUGCCCGUGCUGGAGGGGGAGCUCGCCAGCAUGAGGAAACGCACGGAUGAGAAGCUGGAGGUGCUGCAGAGCCGUCUGGUCACGCUGGAGAGCACCUGUUUGUCGGGCUGCAGCUCCGCCUCCAAAGACGUGGAGACCUUCCGGACGGAGAUCGAGGACUGCCAGAACAAGAACCAGGACCUGCUGCUCCGCAUGGACAGCACCUCGGAGCUGCUGCGCAAGCUGAACGCCACCAUCCUGGAGAUCCAGCGGCGCAUCGAGGAGGAGGCGGCGGGGGCUCUGCAGGGGGAGAUCACCUUGUUGAAGAUCAACCUGAACACCGUCAGCAAAUCCCUGACGGGGCUCAAGGACUCCGUCUCGCAGUAUUCGGACACCGUGACGCACGUCAACUCCUCGCUGGACGAGCACGAGCGGAAGAUCGAGGACGAGGUGCACUCUAUCCAGGAGAAAGUCAGCGACCACGGCUCCCAGCUCUUCUUCAGCAACCGCCGCGUGCUCAACCUGAAGGGCGACCUGGAGCGCCUGAAGGCGCGCAUUGCCGGUGAGCUCAGCUCCUGCCGCGGCGCUGCCCGCAGCCUGCAGCGCGACGUCGCGCACUUUGACGAGCGCGUGGCAAGGGUGGAGGGAGCCUGCGGCCGGCUGGGGGCUGUGCUGGGGAGCCUGGAUGGAGUGAGGGGAGAGCUGGAGAAACACGCGGGCGGCCUGUGGGACCGCAUGGACCGCCUCAAUGGGACGCUGGCUGCCCACUCUCAGGAAAUAACGGGGCUGAAGGACAACCUGCUCGACUGCCAAGCCAAGGUCUUGGAGCUGGCGGAGCAGCUCGGCCACCUGGAGGAGCGGGCGGGAGGGAAGCAUUAG
This is a messenger RNA of Centrocercus urophasianus (Greater sage-grouse), 2445 nucleotides long. RefSeq names its product elastin microfibril interfacer 3 (gene EMILIN3). Bases 1 to 2445 code for a protein of 814 amino acids. NCBI's taxonomy places the organism in Eukaryota, Metazoa, Chordata, Aves, Galliformes, Phasianidae. Gene Ontology annotation, molecular function: protein binding. Gene Ontology annotation, cellular component: extracellular matrix. The record is from RefSeq and is a predicted model, not a curated record. The transcript has 4 exons.